UAAAACCCACAACUGUGGGAAUAUCUCGCGCUCAUUGUCGCCAUUUAAUCGAGACACUGCGACUCGUUAAGCAGCGAUUUACAGCAGUUCAGUUGAUUCGUUAGAAAUACAGUGACUCCUCGCUCACUUCUGGUGGCUUUUUAUUUGUUUGAGUUGCCACUUGUUCACUUAUCAGUGUCACAUAGGAUCAAGUGUUGACACGCUAUUUGUCAAAAAUGGAGACAAGCAGUUUACUUACAGAUAAAUCCUACAUCGGCCUUGAAGACGCGGGUGAUGAGAUGACGAAUAGUCCGGAGCUCGUGGUGCGACGACCGGUUUAUCAGCAGGAGGAUCUCGAUCGUGUUUGUAAUUACACGCCACCGCGAAACAAAUUGAAAGAGAGAUGGAGAAAAAAAUACAGAGACUUUAAUUUCAAACGAAACCUCAAGAAAACGGUUCCAAUAUGCGAUUGGUUGUCCACAUAUGACUGGAGGGAAAAUAUUCUUGGAGAUGUUGCCGCUGGUUUCACGGUGGCUGUCAUGCACAUACCUCAAGGUAUGGCGUACGCGAUGCUCGGAAAUGUACCACCUAUCGUUGGAAUAUACAUGGCAUUUUUUCCCAUUCUCGUUUACAUGGUUUUUGGAACAUCCAGACAUAAUUCCAUGGGUACAUUCGCUGUUAUUUGCAUGAUGACCGGAAAAGUUGUACUAGCCCACAGUAACGGGGGAGAUAUUCAGGCAAAUGUAACAUCCCAAGCGAAUCUCGAAUUAUCCGAUAGUCAUCACUACUCACCCGUACAAGUUGCAACGGUCGUGACAUUUGGAGUUGCAAUAUUACAGUUGGCAAUGUACGUGCUGCGUCUAGGUGUGAUAUCUUCACUUCUGUCAGAGACCCUGGUCAGCGGUUUCACCACUGCAGCAGCGGUUCACGUAUUCACAUCGCAAAUCAAGGAUCUCCUGGGUAUACAACUCCCCAGGCGUCGUGGUAUACUCAAAGUGGUUUACACUUAUUACGACGUCUUCAAUGCCAUUGACGAUGUUAAUAUCGCGGCUAUGGUUAUUGCCGCCAUAACUAUCAUAGCUGUCAUAUUUAAUAAUGAGGUUGUCAAGCCGAGAGUCUCGAGGCACUGCUCUUUUCCCAUUCCGAUAGAAAUGCUCGCUGUGGUAAUUGGAACUCUAGUUUCUGUCCAAAUGAACCUCCACGAUGUUUAUAGUGUGUCCAUAGUGGGCGACAUUCCAGUCGGGCUUCCUAUCCCGCAACUACCCCCCCUGGAUCUCCUCCCCGACGUCAUAGUAGAUUGUUUCGUGAUAACAAUGGUAUCCUACAGUAUUUCCAUGUCAAUGGCCCUGAUAUUCGCCCAGAAGAUGAAUUACGAGGUGGACGCCAAUCAGGAACUGAUGGCACAGGGUCUCGGCAACUUGGCUGGCUCAUUCUUUUCGUGCAUGCCCUUCACAGCGUCAUUAUCAAGAUCCCUUGUGCAACAUGCCGUCGGUGGAAAGACACAAUUAGCAAGUCUCAUUUCGUGUUUUCUUCUCCUCUUUGUUCUACUCUGGAUAGGGCCAUUUUUAGAACCACUGCCAAAGGGAGUUCUAGCCGGAAUAAUUGUAGUGGCACUCAAGGGCAUGUUCCUUCAAGUGAAAGAUCUCUUCAAAUUUUGGAGGCUCUCAUCGACUGAUGGCCUAGUAUGGAUCCUCACAUUUCUCGCUGUUAUCAUUCUCGAUAUUGAGUAUGGACUUUUGAUAGGGGCUCUUCUGUGUUUUGCCAAGCUCAUUGCACUCUCUAUGAAACCGUACACUUGUAAAUUAGCUCUUGUACCCGGAACUGAAAUCUACUUAGAUACACAUCGAUACGAAAAGACUGUUGAACUGCCUGGAAUUGUCAUGUUCCAUUACUGUGGGGGAUUGAAUUUCGCCUCCAAGUUUCAUUUUCGUAAAGAGGUAUUCAAAGCCACUGGAGUGAAUCCUCAGUUGGAACUGAAUCGCAUCUUGAAAAUGGAGAGCAAAGAAGAUGCAUCAGAAAAUUUAAAGAAUCUCAACGUCAUUAUCCUAGACUUCUCAGCGCUCGUUCACAUAGACCCAGCCGGUGUGUCCGCACUCAGAAGUCUCAUCGACGAUUACAUGAAAAUCGACGUAUCAGUUUACCUAUCAGGCUGUUCCGGUCCCGUUUUCGAGACGAUGAGAAAGUGCAGUGCGGCCGAACGAACAACAGAAGCAUUCAUGAUGUUUCCAACUGUGAGUGAUGCGGUCAACUAUGCUAGACACGAGAGUGUCAUUCCAACAAUCGCAAUUCAAUCCUCGCCACAUUGGACAACCACAUGCCCGAUGCAAAAUAGUCAAGAGGAAAACUGCAUGAGUCGACUGUAAUUCCCAGUGAAUAAUUUUAUCAUUUCUCUCGUUGCACCUUAUAUUUCACUUCAUUUUAAAGUUAAAACAAUGAAUUUAUUUAUUUCUCACUGCAAAAACCUCUUGUAAAUAUUCUGCGAGUGUCAUUCAUGUCAUUAAAAGUAUUUGUGCUCGAAAAUGUUGCUCUCCUUUUUUUAUUCAAAGA
Messenger RNA from Diachasma alloeum, 2526 nucleotides. Its product is annotated as solute carrier family 26 member 10. Gene Ontology annotation, cellular component: membrane. The record is from RefSeq and is a predicted model, not a curated record. The coding region runs from base 216 to 2342 and encodes 708 amino acids. Gene Ontology annotation, molecular function: chloride transmembrane transporter activity; bicarbonate transmembrane transporter activity; oxalate transmembrane transporter activity. Lineage: Eukaryota; Metazoa; Arthropoda; Insecta; Hymenoptera; Braconidae. Gene Ontology annotation, biological process: transmembrane transport. The transcript is spliced from 13 exons.